Messenger RNA from Xiphophorus maculatus (southern platyfish), 3853 nucleotides. It is a transcript of the gene nagpa, whose product is annotated as N-acetylglucosamine-1-phosphodiester alpha-N-acetylglucosaminidase. The transcript has 12 exons. The coding region runs from base 78 to 1862 and encodes 594 amino acids. NCBI's taxonomy places the organism in Eukaryota, Metazoa, Chordata, Actinopteri, Cyprinodontiformes, Poeciliidae. The record is from RefSeq and is a predicted model, not a curated record.
UUUACGUUGUACUUUACCACCACGAUGAUGUGGACUUCAACAGGAGACCCUAGUUUGACAGGCUAGUUUUCCGCCAUAUGGCAACAGAGCGGGUGAAAUGCUGUUAUUCGUGGCUGCUGUUGUGGCUCUGCAUCCGGGCGUCCGAGUCCAGAAACACCCGACGCUCUCUGGACGAUGACCUCCUCCAGCCUUACACACAGGGUCACGGCCCCGCCCACUCUCACCGCCACGUCCGGGAUUGUCAGGCCCUCAUUUAUGGCAACACCACCUAUGAGAGCUGGCCCUCCCGCAGCCGAAGCAGGCAGCCGGUUGUAGACGCUAACGUGUUUGUGACGGAUGUGGAGAAAGGCACCAGAUGGGUUCUUGGUCACAUGACUGUGGUCCACGACCCCCUGAAGACGGUGUCUGUGUUGGAACCAGGAGGGCCGGGUGGCUGCAACAUGAAGCACAGGGUGUCUGUGGAGGACACGGCUAAAGCUGCAGGGUGCCUUUAUGCCCAAAAUGGUGGUUUCUUCAACACACAGUCAGGGGGGUGUCUGGGGAACGUGGUGAGCAGUGGCAGGCUGGUGCAGGACAGCGGCGGGCUGCAAAACGCCCAGUUUGGAAUAAGGAGGGAUGGCACCCUGGUGUUUGGGUAUCUGUCACAGGAAGAUGUUUUAGAUGAGUCCAACCCCUUUGUUCAGUUGGUCAGUGGAGUCAUUUGGCUGCUGAGGAACGGCACGAUAUACAUCAAUGAGAGUCUGCAGGCGGAGUGCAGUGAGACCCAGGAGACAGGGUCAUUGAAGUAUUUUGUGGAUGUGGUGUCGGCCAGAACCGCAGUGGGCCACGACAAAGAGGGAAGACUGAUCCUCUUUCAAAUUGAUGGUCAAACAAACCGAAGAGGGAUGAAUCUCUGGCAGGUAGCAGAGUUCCUGAAGAAAAACGGAGUAAUCAAUGCCAUUAAUUUGGAUGGAGGCGGGUCUUCUACCUACGUGGUUAAUGGCUCUCUGGCCAGCUACCCCUCUGAUCACUGCACUUCCGACAGCAGGUGGCGCUGCAGCAGAGAAGUUGCCACUGUUCUGUGUGUUCAUCAGCGUCUAUGCCAGCCGACAAACUGCAGCGAACACGGUGAAUGUGUUGACGGACGCUGCCAGUGUGAGGAGGGCUGGCAGGGUGCAGCCUGUGACACCCUGGUGUGUCAGCCCCCCACCUGCGGAUGCCACGGUUUCUGCACAGCCAGUGGUUGUAUCUGUGAUGCUGGAUGGAGAGGGACAAACUGCAGUGAAGCGUGCCUCCCAGGUUUCUACGGCGACGGCUGCACCAAAACCUGCUCUUGUUUUAACAACGGCUCCUGUGAUCCUGUCAACGGUCGCUGUGUCUGCCCUCCUGGUUUCCAUGGUGACACUUGUGAACAAGCUUGUCCUUUGGGUUUCUUCGGUGCAUCUUGCGCUCAGGAGUGUCAAUGUGACGACUUGUGCCCAUGUGACCCGCAGACAGGAAGCUGUAACACCACAUUACCAGUAGACACCACUAACACCUUACACAGAGCUGGACACUGCCUGGCCAAGCAGAUGCUUACAUCCUGGAGACAAGAAGAAGAAUCUCACAGAGAGCAGCCUUAUCUAACAGAGCGAUCAUGGCUGAUCACCACUCUGGUCCUCACUUGUCUCCUGUUGGCCAGCCUGAUCGUCUCAUGUCACCAGGUGUGCCGCAGAUCAGUGACAUCGCGCUUCCCUGAGCGCCAGGACUACUCCUACGUCCCACUACGGGACAUCAACGGAGCCCCUUCAUGCUCCGUAAAAACUAGGAAGGGCAGCUUGGGAGUGGAGGACUCUGAUUCCCAGGAUGAAAUCUGGUCUCCGUCACACUCAGGGAGGUCGUAGCUGCCUGGAAGAUCGAGGAUGAGCAGUGAGAGCACUGUUAUUGCACAAAAACACUCACUUCACGUUCUGCCACUAAUACGGGAAUGCUGAUGUGAAACACGACAAAGCCCAAAAGUUUUACAACAUUCCUCACAUUGAACAUAUCAUCAGAUUUUCCCAAAGUCUUUUGGCAGCUUUUCAGACGUUUGCUCAGGAUUUUUGUUUCAAGUUGAGUUGUUUCAACCUGAAAAAGAAUAGAAAGUGACAAAAGCUUGGUUUUUGUUUUGUCUGUAAUCUUUCAGCUCCAGGUAGGAUAACGUUAACUCUCUUUAAAACUGAAAGCAUGAGGUCUAACCUGUACAGACGGAUGCUAACGUCUCGUCCUCUUCCUCAGCUUUCAUCACACAAGCAGUAAAUUACUUCCUUACUAGAGUCUAACCUAGAACAGGAUGUACUAAUAGUAAAAUAGAUACUCUGUUAAUACCUGUAUUUUUACUGGCAGUCAGAUGUUUACAUGCCUUAAAAAUUACUUCAAGGUCUUAAAAGUGUUUUACAAGCUUUCUUAAAAUACCUGCCAUGUUUUUUACUUUGUUUUUUUUCUUUAUACCGGCAGUUUUUUACAGUAAUUGCAGAUUAUUUAUAUGUUCCUAAAGUAACAUAUGAAUGAACUUAAAAUGUUUAAAUUUUCAAUAUUUUAUACUUCCAGGAAACAAAAAAAAGUUUUUUUCCAAACUUUGGGCCCUUUGUAUAGAUUGGAAAUUACUAUAUAUUUAAGAUUACAAUGCACAAAAAUGUUUUAUAAGUUGGAACUUUUUCCUGUUUGAUCAGAUAAACUUUUAUCUAAAAGACAAUAAUGUACGAAGCAAACCAUGUUCAAAGUACAGCCAUAAGUUAUUAUUAUGUUCAGCAAAUAAGUAAAGUAUUCGGUUUUCCUCUCAAAUAUUUGCUCAGUUUGAACUCUCAGGUGAAGUCUGUUCUUGCUAGAUGGAAGCUAGUUUAUGAAGCCAAAGAGCAAAAUAAGGAAUAGAUACUUUGAUAACAUCAGAUUGUGAAAGUUUACCAAGGACAAUCUAUUGUCACCAUGUUGCUCACACCUAAUUUGAAACUCUAAAGCAGAGGUCUACCACAGAUACUAUCCUACAACGUAGGCAAUGUUCAAACAGCAGAUCUUGAUCCUCAAUUCAGAUUUGUUCGGUGCAAUACGAUUUUUUCUUCUUUUUUUUGCGUGGUCGUUCAUACUACUAAAUGAUGCAACCGCAGUGAAACUGGACUGGACUGCUCCUUGUAUAAAACCAAAGUGUCCUAGUGUUUUCAAAAGUUAAUAUAAUAUGAAAGUUACUUGACAUGUUGAGUGUUGGUAGGCGAGAUUUCUGGGUUCAUUUCUUUGCUGGUAGUAAGAAGCAAAGUAUAGCAAAUCUAAGAUGAUUUUUACAGAUUUCCCAUUGAUGCAAGGAAAUCAAUUUCAACAAUCAUGUUUGCUUCCAGGAGAGAUAAUCUGAAAAUUAACAAACAUUUUUUUAUUACGUUUCUGCCCUGAAUGAAACAAAAGCGUAAGUUCUGGCUCUUAGGAAGAUGAUGUUACCUGCACUGGUUUCAUGCGUUAAACAUCAGAUAAAAUUUUAAAUCUAAUUUAUUUGUAAAGGAACUAUUAAAAAAAUGUCCCAAUGUCAUAAAAAAAGCUGCAAAAAAACAUAAUAAAUGUGAAAAUAAUAAAGUAUUAAGGAAGGAAACAAGGAUAAUAAUUCUUUAUCAUCUAAUUUUGAACCAGUAAUUUUGCAUUUUUUAAUUUCUGCCUGUUAAAUUAUUUUACCCUGAACCAAAGCGAGGAAAAUGCACUGAAAUGAUUCAUACGUAUUAAUCUUCAGGUUAUGUCUCUGUUAUUUGUUAUAUGUUAAAUAAUCUGUAGGCUGCUGAGCAACAUGAGUUAAGAAUGUACUGGGUCAGGUUGAGGUCAUGGUGUCACCAGAAACCCCCCAUUAAUUUUAAUAUUUAAUAAAACAUGUCUGAGGUCA